AUGUCGGCGGCGCAGGUGUCCUCGUCCCGGAGACAGUCUUGCUACCUGUGCGACCUGCCCCGCAUGCCCUGGGCUAUGAUCUGGGACUUCUCGGAGCCCGUAUGCCGCGGUUGCGUCAACUACGAGGGCGCUGAUCGCAUCGAGUUCGUGAUCGAGACCGCGCGCCAACUAAAGCGGGCGCACGGCUGCUUCCAAGACGGCCGCUCCCCGGGGCCUCCGCCGCCCGUCGGGGUCAAGACGGUGGCCUUGUCGGCUAAGGAGGCGGCGGCGGCCGCCGCAGCAGCAGCGGCCGCGGCGCAGCAGCAGCAACAGCAGCAGCAACAACAGCAGCAGCAGCAACAGCUUAACCACGUCGACGGUUCCAGCAAGGCUGCGGUGCUGGCGGCCCCGUCCGGCCUGGAGCGCUAUGGCCUGAGUGCAGCCGCCGCCGCCGCUGCCGCUGCCGCGGAACAGCGCAGCCGCUUCGAGUACCCACCACCGCCGGUGAGCCUGGGAAGCAGCAGCCACGCCGCGCGGCUGCCCAACGGCCUGGGGGGCCCCAACGGCUUCCCCAAGCCGACCCCGGAGGAGGGGCCCCCGGAGCUUAACCGCCAGAGUCCCAACUCGUCCUCGGCGGCGGUGGCUUCUCGCCGCGGGACGCACGGUGGGCUAGUGACGGGGCUGCCCAACCCGGGGGGUGGCGGAGGGCCCCAGCUCACCGUGCCCCCCAAUUUGUUGCCGCAGACGCUGCUUAACGGACCUGCCAGUGCUGCUGUGCUGCCCCCACCGCCGCCCCACGGGCUGGGCAGCCGUGGGCCCCCGACGCCCGCGCCCCCAGGGGCUCCCGGGGGUCCUGCUUGCCUUGGGGGCGCCCCGGGCGUGUCGGCUGCGUCGUCUUCAGCGUCGUCUUCGACCUCGUCGUCGGUGGCCGAGGUGGGCGUGGGUGCCGGUGGCAAAAGGCCUGGCUCGGUGUCGAGCACGGACCAGGAGCGCGAGCUAAAGGAGAAGCAGCGCAACGCUGAGGCCCUGGCCGAGCUGAGCGAGAGCCUGCGCAACCGCGCGGAGGAGUGGGCCAACAAGCCCAAGAUGGUCCGCGACACGCUGCUCACUUUGGCUGGCUGCACGCCUUACGAGGUGCGUUUCAAGAAGGACCACUCUCUGCUGGGCCGCGUCUUCGCCUUCGACGCCGUCUCUAAGCCCGGUAUGGACUACGAGCUGAAGCUGUUCAUUGAGUACCCCACGGGCUCGGGCAACGUGUACUCCAGCGCGUCUGGUGUGGCCAAGCAGAUGUACCAGGACUGCAUGAAGGACUUCGGCCGAGGACUCUCCUCUGGCUUCAAGUACCUGGAGUACGAGAAGAAGCACGGCUCCGGGGACUGGCGCUUGCUAGGGGACCUGCUGCCCGAAGCUGUGCGCUUCUUCAAGGAGGGCGUGCCCGGCGCCGACAUGCUGCCCCAGCCCUACCUGGACGCCAGCUGCCCCAUGCUGCCCACGGCGCUGGUGAGUCUAAGCCGCGCCCCCAGCGCACCGCCCGGAACCGGGGCCCUGCCGCCUGCUGCCCCCUCGGGCCGGGGCGCAGCCGCCAGCCUGCGCAAGAGGAAGGCGUCCCCCGAGCCUCCGGACUCGGCCGAGAGUGCUCUGAAGCUAGGCGAGGAGCAACAGAGGCAGCAGUGGAUGGCAAACCAGAGCGAGGCGCUGAAGCUCACCAUGUCGGCCGGGGGCUUUGCGGCGCCGGGGCACGCGGCCGGUGGGCCGCCCCCGCCUCUGGGACCCCAUUCCAAUCGGACCACCCCCCCAGAGUCAGCCCCCCAGAACGGCCCGUCACCCAUGGCCGCCCUCAUGUCGGUAGCAGACACUCUGGGCACGGCGCACUCGCCCAAGGAUGGCACUUCCGUACACUCCACUACCGCGUCCGCGCGGCGCAACAGCAGCAGCCCGGUGUCACCGGCCUCCGUGCCCGGGCAGCGCCGCUUGGCAUCACGUAACGGGGACCUGAAUUUACAGGUGGCUCCCCCGCCGCCUAGCGCCCACCCGGGCAUGGACCAAGUGCACCCCCAAAACAUUCCGGAUUCCCCCAUGGCCAACAGCGGGCCCCUCUGCUGUACCAUUUGUCACGAACGUUUGGAGGACACGCAUUUCGUUCAGUGCCCAUCCGUCCCCAGCCACAAAUUCUGCUUCCCUUGCUCUAGAGAGAGUAUCAAGGCCCAGGGGGCUACCGGCGAGGUGUACUGCCCCAGCGGAGAGAAAUGCCCCCUAGUUGGGUCGAAUGUACCUUGGGCUUUCAUGCAGGGCGAAAUCGCGACUAUCUUAGCCGGGGAUGUUAAAGUGAAAAAGGAGAGAGACCCUUGAACUACAGGACAGCCACCUCCUUUGCCCUAGACCAGCUCUUCUCCAGUCCAGAGGGCCCCUUCCCUAUCCAUCUCCAACCCUCCCUCCCCCACCCUCCCAGAUGUAGAAUUGUGAAUAUAACAAACUGCAAAAAGUUAGUCUUAUGUAUAGACAUUAUUUUCGUCGUAUGUUUCUAUAUUUUGAAACAAAGGUAUGUAACUUCUUCAUUUGAAGGAUAAGCUGGUUUGUGUUAAGCAGUAUAAUAUUGGUUGGGUCAUUUGCAUCAUACUCGUUAGCAUUUAUUUGGUGGCAGAGUGUUUGCCUAGGUACAGAAUCAAUAGCCCUUAGCAACGACUGCUGCUGGUGUGUAUUUUUCUGAAUGUUGUGCACUCUCUGAAAGGAAAAAUCACAUACACACAAAAGAAAAGGACUGUUUCUCCCCAAGGCCAGUGUUGCUGCCUAAAAAAAAAAAAAAAAGAAAAAAGAAAAAAAAUGAUGCUAUAAAAAUGGUGAAAGCUUCUUUCUAAGCAGCCCCAGUGUUGAGUAUUUCGUUUUGUUUUGUUUUGUUUUGUUUUCUGUUUUGUUGGCAAAAUGGUGAGGGGAGUGUUGGGGGGGGACAGGGUGUUUUUUGUUGAAAGUUUGUGAGGGAAAUGUUUUGGUUUGUUUCUACUGAUCUGAAUGUGUUGGAUCUUUCACGUGUUGUUUUGUUUUUGCUUUAUUGAUGCACGGAUGCUUUUGAACAGUAGAGCGAAAUGCUAGACAUGGAGAAUCUGCUCUGUUUGUCCUUUAUACAUUUCUGUAGUUAACAGAACACUGUAAUGUGCCUUGGAGCUUAGUAACUUGUAAUAAAUUCAAUUGAUAUUAA
This is a messenger RNA of Trichechus manatus latirostris (Florida manatee), 3172 nucleotides long. RefSeq names its product interferon regulatory factor 2 binding protein like (gene IRF2BPL). Gene Ontology annotation, cellular component: nucleus. Lineage: Eukaryota; Metazoa; Chordata; Mammalia; Sirenia; Trichechidae. The record is from RefSeq and is a predicted model, not a curated record. Gene Ontology annotation, biological process: regulation of transcription by RNA polymerase II. The coding region runs from base 1 to 2328 and encodes 775 amino acids. The transcript has a single exon. Gene Ontology annotation, molecular function: transcription corepressor activity.